Molecule: messenger RNA, 925 nt
Organism: Manihot esculenta (cassava)
Lineage: Eukaryota; Viridiplantae; Streptophyta; Magnoliopsida; Malpighiales; Euphorbiaceae
Product: protein canopy-1
Exons: 9
Coding region: 123-683 (186 amino acids)
Source: RefSeq, a predicted model, not a curated record
AACAAACUUGCAAUUCCUAUACGGAUACGUCGUAAGGGCUUGGAGUUGGGGCUUGGGUUCGGCGGAGUCUACAGUUGAGGAGAGGCGAGAGGAAGAAGAAGAAGAAGAAGAAAAAGAAGAAAAUGGCGGAGUCAGUGGCGGUGUGGCUCAUCACCAUAUUCGCCAUCUUGACCUUCACAGUUGUUUCGGCCGUGGAAGACAAGUGCGCUGCAUGUUAUGCGGUUGCUGAUGAGUUGGAGCUAGGGCUUUCAAAUGAAAAACCUAGGAAUCAUCUGGAUAUGAGAAAUCGAUUGAAUUCUAAAGGUCAACGGGAAGGAAAGGUAAUCGAUUACAGAGUCAGUGAGCUGAGAGUUGUCGAACUCAUGGAUGGACUUUGUGAGAAGAUGCAAGAUUACACUCUUCAAAAGAUGGAUUCUACUAGAAGCUUGUGGGUGAAAGUGGAUAAUUGGGAUAAUCUUACAGCGAAUAAGCAAGAGGCUCGAGCAUAUUCAAAUGAAAUAACAUCUUAUUGUGGAAGGUUACUGGAGGAAACUGAAGAUGAGUUGGCAGAAUUGAUAAAGAAAGGAUCCGUGAAAGUAGGAGGUGUGAGUAAAGUUCUUUGUCAGGACUUGACCAAGCAUUGCACCCAUUCAAGAAAUGAGUCAAAUGGGGAUGAUGAUGAAGUACCAGAUGGAGAACUCUGAGUCUGUGGUUUUAUAGAGAUUAUUUAAGGCCAUUAACUAGUAGUGGAAAAUUUUCCAGAUUAAAAAUGGCACUUUUGGAUUUUUUGAAUUUUCAAGCUUCUAAUUACAGAAGACAAAUUAUAUGAAGUCCAAUCUAGCAGUAACAGUUCUCUUAAGCAUAGUUUUGUCUCAGUAUUUAUCCAAAUAUUAAACCUUCUUUACAUGUACGACAAGAGAGUUGCUGGAAAUGUGAGCCAACUGCU